Argentina anserina (silverweed cinquefoil) is the source of this 2609-nucleotide messenger RNA. Its product is annotated as long-chain-alcohol oxidase FAO2-like. Bases 155 to 2389 code for a protein of 744 amino acids. The record is from RefSeq and is a predicted model, not a curated record. NCBI's taxonomy places the organism in Eukaryota, Viridiplantae, Streptophyta, Magnoliopsida, Rosales, Rosaceae. Gene Ontology annotation, molecular function: long-chain-alcohol oxidase activity; flavin adenine dinucleotide binding. The transcript has 3 exons.
UUGUAAUUCUCAUUCACAGGUCAAAGCCAAGCUCACACCUGCUGGAACUACUCUUUUGACAACAGAGAACAACUGCUACUAUAUAUACCUUCUUCUUCGAUUUUCUCCUUUCAUCUUCUAUAUUCUUCAGUGAAGCAGAGACAUAGCUAGAGAUAUGGAGGGACGAGAGAACAGCCAUCAUCCUCUGUUGAGAGGUGUCAGGAGAAGUAGCAAGUUCAGCCAUGGCUACACCUCAGCUCAAAUCCAAUCACUUGCUGCUAUGUGUGAAGCUCUCAUACCUCCUCUCUCACUGAACACAGAUGACCAAGCCCUCCACUCCUUCUACAAAGCUUCUGGUUCUGAGCCUCCUAUACCAGAUGAGGUAGCGGAAUUGAUAAGGAAGAGGGCUGCACCAGAAGCUGUAGGGGUGCUGUCCUUCUUCCUGAAGGUCUUAUCCUACAGAUUGGGGACUCUACUGGUUUGCGGAUAUCACUGCCUUGAUAAGAAGCGGCCUUUCAUCCACAACUUUGCUGAAAUGCCUUUGGAGAAGAGAGAAGAAGCUCUGCAGAGAUGGUCAAGGGAAAAGCGUCUGAUACCUCUGAGACUCUUGUUUGUGGUGGUCAAGAUCUUCUGCUUCUUCUGCUUCUUCUCCAGGAUUGUUGAAGCUUCACAGAACCCGUCAUGGAAAGCGAUAGGGUACAACGUAAACAAGAGAGAAAAGGUGAUCAAAACUCCCAAAGAGAGACCUCUUGAGAAGGGAAUCAUAGAAACCAUGACUAAAACUGACUCAACUCUCGUUGAAUCUCUCAUCAAGAAAGGCAUUGAAGUCGCGGAAGGAGCAGCUCAUCCUAAGGUUCACAAGAUCAAAUGUGAUAUUGUAAUUGUUGGUUCUGGUUGCGGUGGAGGAGUUGCAGCUGCAGUUCUAGCACAGUCGGGCCAAAAAGUAGUUGUCAUUGAGAAGGGGAACUACUUUGUGCCCCAAGACUAUUCUCUUCUAGAGGGUCCUUCCAUGAAUGAGCUAUAUGAAUCUGGUGGAAUCAUGGCAUCAAAAGAUGGGAAGAUGAUGAUAUUGGCUGGCUCAACAGUUGGGGGAGGCUCUGCUGUCAAUUGGUCUGCAUGUAUCAAAACCCCGAAUUCUGUUCUCGAAGAGUGGUCCGUGGAUCAUAAGAUUCCACUAUUCGGUAGUCCUGAUUAUCAAUCUGCAAUGGAUGCUGUGUGUAAGAGGAUUGGUGUUAUAGAUAGUUGUACUGAGGAAAACAUGCAGAAUCAGAUUUUGAGAAAAGGGUGUCAGAGACUUGGUUUGAAAGUUGAUUCAGUCCCAAGAAACUCCUCAGCAGAUCACUACUGUGGUUCUUGCAAUUUCGGGUGUCCAACUGGAGAUAAACAAGGGACUGAUUCGACUUGGCUAGUUGAUGCUGUGAAAUGUGGUGCUGUGAUUUUAACAAGUUGCAAAGCUGAGAGGUUCAUAAUGGAGAAUGACUAUCAAGGAAAUACAAGCAGGAAGAGAUGCCUUGGAGUGCAAGCGAUAUCUUUGUGCGAGAACAUAACAAAGAAGCUCCAAAUUGAGGCCAAGGUGACAAUUUCAGCAUGUGGUUCUCUCUUGACACCUCCUCUGAUGAUCUCCAGUGGACUCAAGAACCCAAACAUUGGCAGAAACCUCCAUCUUCACCCUGUUCUGCUAGCUUGGGGGUACUUCCCCGAAAAUUCAUCAGAAUUUAAUGGCAAAGCUUUUGAGGGUGGAAUCAUCACUUCAGUCCAUAAGGUUGUCUCUGAGGACAACAGAAAUGUGAGGGCCAUUGUGGAAGCUCCGGCAAUAGGACCUGCGUCAUUUGCGACUUUAGCUCCAUGGGUUUCGGGACUUGACAUGAAGGACAGAAUGGCCAAGUAUGCAAGAACAGCUCACCUAUUUGCAUUGGUAAGGGAUCAGGGUUCAGGAGAGGUCAGGGAGGAGAGCAGGAUAGAGUACAGAUUGGACGUAUCGGACAAAGAAAACAUACAAGCCGGUCUUAGGCAGGCUCUGAGAAUCCUGAUUGCUGCAGGGGCUGUUGAAGUGGGUACAUACAGAAAUGAUGGGCAGAGAAUUGUAUGCGAGGGGACUAAUAAGGAGGAUCUGGAAGAGUUCUUGGACAGUGUAGUUGCGGUAGGAGGGCCAAGCACGAGAGGCGAGUACUGGACAAUGUAUUCUACUGCACAUCAGAUGGGGAGUUGUCGAAUGGGAGCUACUGAGAAAGAAGGUGGGGUUGAUGAGAAAGGUGAGAGCUGGGAGGCAAAAGGGUUGUUCGUGUGUGAUGGAAGUGUGCUUCCAACUGCCAUUGGUGUCAAUCCCAUGAUAACUAUUGAAGCCACAGCUUAUUGCCUUUCCAAGAAGAUUGCAGAUUCAUUGAAGAAAGAAAAGGCUAGGCUUGGUUAGUAUCUCAACAUACGUAACAUAAGAAAAUCUGUAGUCAUGUAGUAGCGGUAGUAGGAAGUAAAAUUAUUGAUUCGCGGUUAAUAGAAAAUUAGCAAUGUAUAAGGGGCAUCUCUUCAUAAUCCCCUACCAAAUGACCAUACGCAAUAAUACUCAGAAAUGUAAGAUGAGACAACUACGGAACAGAUAUGGCAUCCCAGAAUGUAAAGCCUUUUUUUUUUAA